Messenger RNA from [Torrubiella] hemipterigena, 1584 nucleotides. Lineage: Eukaryota; Fungi; Ascomycota; Sordariomycetes; Hypocreales; Clavicipitaceae. The record is from the annotation of a GenBank genome assembly.
CACCAUCUAAAAGCGAACGUAGAUACAACCCCGGCAAGCAAAAUGCCGCGUGAAAUUAUCACGGUCCAGGCUGGACAGUGCGGCAACAGCAUUGGAAGUCAAUUUUGGCAGCAGCUAUGCCAAGAGCAUGGUAUUAAUCAGGAUGGAAAUCUCGAAGAUUUUGCCACUGAAGGUGGCGACCGUAAAGACGUGUUUUACUAUCAGAGCGACGACACGCGAUAUAUCCCGAGAGCUAUCCUAAUAGACUUGGAACCAAGAGUUAUCAACGGCAUUCAGAACGGCCCAUACAAGAAUAUUUAUAACCCCGAAAACUUUUAUGUAGGGAAGGACGGCAUGGGUGCUGCGAAUAACUGGGGAGAUGGGUACCAAACUGGCGAGGGCGUAUAUGAAGAUAUUAUGGAAAUGAUUGAUCGCGAAGCUGACGGAAGUGAUUCACUAGAGGGCUUCAUGAUGCUCCAUUCGAUUGCCGGCGGCACUGGCUCAGGCCUCGGUUCCUUUAUGCUCGAGAGACUGAACGAUCGAUUUCCGAAGAAAAUCAUACAAACCUACUCUGUAUUCCCGGAUACUACCAACGCCGGCGACGUAGUAGUCCACCCAUACAACAGCAUACUAUCCAUGCGGCGCCUGACCCAAAAUGCCGACUCGGUCGUUGUCCUGGACAACGGUGCGCUAUCAAGAAUCGCAGCUGACAGACUUCACGUGGAGAAGCCGUCACUGUCGCAGACCAACCAACUGGUAUCGACUGUCAUGAGCGCCAGUACAACGACACUGCGCUACCCAAGUUACAUGCACAAUGAUCUCGUUAGCAUAUUGGCAUCUUUGAUCCCGACACCGAGAUGCCACUUCCUCACGACAGCAUACACACCCUUCACUGGUGACCAGGUGGAAGAAGCGAAAACGGUGCGCAAGACCACUGUUCUUGACGUCAUGCGCCGCCUGCUUCAGCCCAAGAACAGCAUGGUGUCGAUCAACCCGAGCAAAAAGAGCUGUUACAUCUCCAUCUUGAACGUCAUCCAGGGUGAUGUUGACCCAACGGACGUACACAAGAGCUUGCUGCGCAUUCGCGAGAGACGACUUGCAACAUUUAUCCCUUGGGGCCCUGCCAGCAUCCAGGUCGCGUUGACCAAGAGGAGUCCUUACGUGCCCAUGAGCCACAGAGUCAGUGGCCUGAUGCUGGCAAACCAUACAUGCAUUGCGACUGUUCUCAAGAAGAUUGUACGCCAAUAUGAUGGAAUGCGCAAGCAUAAUGCCUUUAUUGAGGGUUACAAGAAGACGGCGCCAUUUGCUGACAAUCUGUUGGAAUUCGACGAAGCGCGUGAGGUGGUGACGGAUUUGAUCUCAGAGUACUUGGCCGCUGAAAAUGCUGAUUACUUGAAUCCAGGCGCAGAUGCGCCUACAUCGCAAGAUGCCGAUCGAAGAAUGACAUGAGAACAACUGGAUUGAUGACCCCUCGGCGUUUUAUUUGGCUUGUCUUUAGGGUGGACAUACAUACAUAUCUGACACUAUCGUCAUGUUUAAUGAUUUUAUUUACUUUUCAACUCCGUAGAGCUAUGAAGAAUGACAAAAAUAUCCGUUGUCACUACG